Molecule: messenger RNA, 837 nt
Organism: Teleopsis dalmanni
Lineage: Eukaryota; Metazoa; Arthropoda; Insecta; Diptera; Diopsidae
Exons: 5
Coding region: 48-827 (259 amino acids)
Source: RefSeq, a predicted model, not a curated record
ACUAAUAAAAAUUUGGAACGUAAUAUUUGGCAGAAUAAUAUAUCAGGAUGUCGGCUAAAUCACUUAAAACCAAAAGUAAGCGGCAAGCUGAUAAGUUGAUCAGUAGUAGCAUUUGCAAUAAGCAACCUAAGAAGGAAAAAAUAGAAGCCACCAAUACCGAAGCUUUUGAAAAUAUAAAUGUGGACAAUGUUCUUAGUGAUAUUCCAUACAAUACACAAACAAUCAAAGAGUUAUUUGAGUUCCCAAUUAAUCAGGAUAGUUCAGACAUAAUAGAACCUGCUCCAAGUCUUUCAAAUUUAUUGAAAGUUCUUGAAGAGCGUGAUAGGGCACAAGCUCAGCGCGACGAGAAAUAUUCUAAAUUAAUCUUUAGAUUAACUGAAGAAAUUAUUUCUCUUCGCGCUGAGAUACGUUUACUCCGGCAGUCACAUAUUCAAACAACUACUAAAUUGGACAUUUUACCCAAAUUUCCUUUAGAAACAUUAGAGGAUUUUCAUGACUUUGAAGAGAAUCUGCACAGCAAUGAAAAAAUGAGGGAAGCAUUGAAACUAUCAUUUUCUAAUUUGGGUGCGGAUGACCUUCCAUAUUUUUUAAGGCGUGCAAUACGAAAUGUUAUUGGAGAUGAUAUUGCCAUACAUUUUUCGUGGAGAGGUUCAGCAACGAAAAAGAGCAUUCAACAUCACAUGCUUAUCAAAAUAAUAAAAGAUAUGAGUAAGCAAAAAUUUCCAGCAGCAGACGAAAAACAGUUAAAUUACAUCCUGCAACAGCAUUUCGUGCACACAAAUUGCCGAAUUCAAAAACGUUUGAAAAAAUUCAGCAAUGACACAUAAAUUAUAAUAU